Messenger RNA from Cuscuta epithymum, 1882 nucleotides. Lineage: Eukaryota; Viridiplantae; Streptophyta; Magnoliopsida; Solanales; Convolvulaceae. The record is from the annotation of a GenBank genome assembly.
GGCACCUGCGUCAUAAAUGCUUCCAUCUCCGUCAUGUUAAAUUUAGGGGUCAAGUUCAGCAAAGGCCGGCGCAAGCACGCAAAUGUCGAACCUAUCUUCUUCCAUGGUCCCACGAGAAGUCGUGAAUGACUAAAAUGCUGUUCAAUCUUGCUGGGGCCCACAAUAUAAACUUCUCGCGGUUAACAACCCACAGCUUGUUUGAGUUGCCCGACAAUCCAAGCCAAAGCCCAGAAGAUAUCUACAUUCUACACCCAUUUGCAAAAUCCGGUUUGGAUCAGACGUGGAUCAAAUGGAGACCGGGAAGAUGAUUCCGCCGGACCGAGUCACAAUCGAUGGAACCGUGACCAGUGUGACACUCACAGAAGGCGGCCAGCUACGGUGGUCCGGCCGCUGCCUGGAUGUGGGGAAGGAGGUCCUCGGGUUCUCGGUUGAAGGUUCACAAAUCAAAAUCAGGGCUGUGUUGGAAAGGGGAGCUGGAAUCUGCUGUGGCGGUCACACAUCAGCUCUUCUCAGAAGAACAUUUACUUUCGAGCCGUUUUCUGAGGAGUCUCUCAGGCUUUGGAGUCAUACUCUCCAAGAUUUUAUGGAUUCUCUGGGCCGACCAAGAAGACUAUUUAUAUUUGUCAAUCCAUAUGGAGGAAAGAAAUCUGCCUCUAAGAUAUUUCUUGAUGAGGUAAAACCAUUGCUUGAGGAUGCAAAUGUUGUAUAUGAAGUGCAAGAAACUAAAUAUCAGCUUCAUGCCAAAGAAGUUGUUCAUAACUUGGAUCUUUCAAUGUAUGAUGGAGUUGUUUGUGUUAGUGGAGAUGGAGUUUUGGUUGAGGUAGUUAAUGGACUGCUUGAAAGGGAGGACUGGAAGACUGCAAUAAAGAUGUCUCUUGGAGUUAUACCUGCAGGCACUGGAAAUGGUAUGGCAAAAUCUCUUCUUGAUUCAGUUGGAGAUUCUUGCACUGCUUCUAAUGCAACACUUUCUAUUAUUCGAGGCCAUAAAAGAGCGCUAGAUGUAGCUACCAUUUCACAGGGGCAGACAAAGUUUUUCAGUGUACUGAUGCUUGCUUGGGGACUUAUAGCUGAUAUUGAUAUCGAGUCUGAGAAGUACCGGUGGAUGGGCAGCACUCGAAUAGAUUUCUAUGCUCUUCAACGGGUAUUAUGUCUUAGAAGGUAUAAUGGUAGUAUAAGGUUUGUGCCUGCACCUGGCCAUGAAGGUCAAGGAGAGCCCACUGAACCUAUGGAACUUUAUUUGAGUGAUGGUGGCCCAAAAGGUGGCUAUUAUGGGCCCAAUUUUGAUUUGCAGAAUUCAAACUGGAGGAAGAUUGACGGGCCUUUCAUAUCAGUCUGGCUUCACAAUGUACCCUGGGGUGGUGAAAAUACUAUGGCUGCACCUGAUGCCAUGUUUUCCGAUGGAUAUUUGGACAUGGUGUUGAUUAAGGAUUGCCCGAAGUUAGCCUUGCUAUCAAUGCUGACUGAAUUAAACAACGGAGGCCAUGUCAAAUCCCCUCAUGUGUUGUACUUUAAGGUCAAGGAAUUUGUUUUGGAGCCGGGUCCAAGAGCAGAGGAUCCAUUCAAGGACGGGAUCAUUGAUGUCGACGGUGAGGUUCUUGCUAGAGGUAGAAGAACAUAUAAAUGUGAAGAGAAAACCUUAAUGACUUAUGACAAGCUUCAUAUUAGAAUGGAUCAAGGGUUGGCUACUAUUUUUUCUCCUAUUUAGUAUUUCUUGUUGUGGUUACUGGGCUAGCUUUUUUCAUUCUUUCACGAUUUAUUAUUUGUUUGCAAAUUUGUGAAACUCUUGUUUACAAAAGAUGGUAAAUGCGUACAAAUGAAUAUUACACCAAGUAAAAAAUUACUUCUUCCUCGAAUACAUCAUGAAUUAUCGACCCAUAAUGCU